AUGGCCGACGACACUGAAUACACAGAGUCCGAUAUUUGGGCAUCGCCAUCACCGGCUCCCCUAGCUGCUCGUCCGAAGACUCCCAAGACCCCAAAGACCCCGAAGACACCGACUGGGCCAGCUCCUGCGUCGGAGACUGUCAGCCGUGAUGAUCUUUUACGCAGAGAGUUGGAAGGGGUCAGAAGCUUGAAUAAUGGCAUUGAGGGUCUGCUGGGCACUUUGGACCGCGCAGGCAAUAAUAUGCAGGUCGUGGCCAGGACUGUUGCCAAUGCAUCUACCUUAUUAAACACCUGGACGAGAAUACUGUCACAGACUGAACAUAAUCAACGCCUAGUUCUACACCCGGGUUGGAAAGGCGUGACCGAAGACUUAGCCGAACAAGAGGCGGAAGCCUUGGAGAAACAGCGUGCCGCAGAGCGAAAAGCUGCCGAGGAAGAACAAAGAAGGGAAGAGCUACGACGUCGCCGGGAAGAAGAGGAGACCACUAGAAGAUUGGCCCCUUCGACUUCAAGGGGCACAAGAGGUCUGAGAAGGACGCGAAGUCGUGGUAGAGUUGCCACUAGAGGAGGCACUACAGGAAGUCGUCUACCGGAACCACCUACGUCAAGUUCUUCAAGAAGUCGUGGUACGUCAGGCAUAGGUCGCGGAAUAGGGUCAACCAGAAGCCGCUCGCGGGCUGCACGGUGA
This is a messenger RNA of Pochonia chlamydosporia 170, 687 nucleotides long. RefSeq names its product DASH complex, subunit Duo1. NCBI's taxonomy places the organism in Eukaryota, Fungi, Ascomycota, Sordariomycetes, Hypocreales, Clavicipitaceae. Gene Ontology annotation, cellular component: mitotic spindle; DASH complex. The record is from RefSeq and is a predicted model, not a curated record. The transcript is spliced from 2 exons. Bases 1 to 687 code for a protein of 228 amino acids. Gene Ontology annotation, biological process: mitotic cell cycle.